Paramuricea clavata is the source of this 822-nucleotide messenger RNA. Lineage: Eukaryota; Metazoa; Cnidaria; Anthozoa; Malacalcyonacea; Plexauridae. The record is from the annotation of a GenBank genome assembly.
AUGAGACUGAUGGAAAACACAUGCAUUUGUAGAAAAGACGUUUCAGAGAGUACAAUUUCACGUUUCCUAAAUAAAGAUGGCUAUUAUUAUCUACAAGCUCGGCAGAAAGGUCUGUUAAUGAAAGCUGAUAUGAAAAAGAGGAGAACUUUUGCACAGAGAAUGUAAAAUGAAUAUUCUCACGAUGUGUGGACUCAAGAUAUUGUGUUUUACCUCGACAGAACGGGAAUUGCGUAUAAGAGAACUUCGUUGGAUCAAGCCUUGGCACCCAAAGGCAGAGUAGGGCGCAAGAGAAGCGAAGGACUAACGCCAGGAUGUACUGCAAAGGGACAAAAGACAGGAACUGGUGGUCGAGUGGUAACGCUGAUGGUAGCUAUAAGUUAUGACAAGGGCAUGGUCAUAUGCAAAGCUUAUGAUAAGUUAGAUGGCCGUUAUUUUGCCAAUUUUAUUGACGAGAACUUUGAAAGCAUGUUUGGCAAUGCAGACAAAAGCCUAAAGCAAUUAUGGUUACAAGACGGACAUCCAAGUCAAAACUCAGCAAUGGCUCGUGCAGCUAUGGACCAUGCAAACUGUGAACUUCUAAAAAUACCCCCGAGAAGUCCGGACUUAAACCCUAUUGAGAAUAUUUUUAAACUAGUUUCAGACGCGUUGCAUAAGCAAGCGAUAAGGUUGCAAAUCACGAAGGAAACAUACGUGGAAUUUAAAAAUAGAGUUAUCUCUACAAUUCAAUAUUUACCCCUAGAAGUAAUAAAUAACACAAUUGGCUCAAUGCCACAUCGUGUGAAAGAAAUCAUUAAGAGGAAAGGACAGCGUUUAAGAUAUUAG